AUGAACGUCGCCUUCGCCGCGGAGGCAUUUCCGGAGAAGGUUGCGGCCGCGGUGUUCGUCACCGCGGUCCUGCCAGACUGCGCCAACCCGUGCUCGCACGUCUUCGAGCAGGUACAUCGGUUAUUGAGAAUUUUUAAACAAACAGACCCUAAGCUUUCCAUAUGGGACCUGACGGACAGCGUGACAGACGCAGAGCACGUCACCCUUUGGUAUUCCUCGGGCCCGAAUUCUUGUGGCAAGAUCUCAGCUUGGCACAAGAUCUACCAGCUGAGCCCACCGGAGGACUACACGCUGUCCCAGAGCCUGGCUCGGGCGAGCUCCUUCUACGUCGCCGAUCUGCAGAGACAAGCGCCGUUCAACGAGACCCGGUACGGCGCGGUGAGCAAGAUGUACGUCGUUUGCAAGCAGGACCUGACAACAGUCGAGGACUACCAGAGGCAGAUGAUCGCUGGCUGUGCGGUGGCGGAGGUGAGGGAGAUCGCCGACGCCGACCACAUGGUCAUGUUCUCCACACCGGCCGAGCUCGCGGGGCACCUCAACGAAAUCGCCAACACGUACGCCUGAUGCCAUCGUUUGGUUGGGCCUUGCAGUGAAAUAGACCUACUAGUUCAGUAGUAUGCGGAACAUAGUACACCGUACACUGUAUUUACGUAGGAUCGAUUACCUAUAAAAUAUGUAAUCAAGGGGUAAAUGACCGCGGCAGCUAAAUUCAAAUUUCAAUAAAUCCUAAGGAAAAAUUCAAUAUAACCUCGUAAUCAGUUCGGGACAUACUCUAAUUUUAACUAUA
Molecule: messenger RNA, 787 nt
Organism: Phragmites australis (common reed)
Lineage: Eukaryota; Viridiplantae; Streptophyta; Magnoliopsida; Poales; Poaceae
Product: methylesterase 7-like
Exons: 3
Coding region: 1-564 (187 amino acids)
Biological process (GO): jasmonic acid metabolic process; salicylic acid metabolic process
Molecular function (GO): methyl indole-3-acetate esterase activity; methyl salicylate esterase activity; methyl jasmonate esterase activity
Source: RefSeq, a predicted model, not a curated record